This is a messenger RNA of Radiomyces spectabilis, 2229 nucleotides long. RefSeq lists its product as uncharacterized. The record is from RefSeq and is a predicted model, not a curated record. The transcript is spliced from 3 exons. Gene Ontology annotation, molecular function: protein binding. Lineage: Eukaryota; Fungi; Mucoromycota; Mucoromycetes; Mucorales; Radiomycetaceae. Bases 37 to 2067 code for a protein of 676 amino acids.
CUAUCUUGGUAUCCUUCCGUACGACAUCCAUUAGCCAUGGAAGCGCAGGUGGAAGACGAAGCAAAGUAUCGUACUUGGACUAUUAAAAGCAAACUAAAUCAAGACAACGCAUCCACCGAAUCGCCUUCACGUCAUUAUUUCUAUCGAAAAGUUCGAUCCGCCAGCCAAGAUGACGACGCACCUUCGAAAGAGAAUGUAUUUCUCGCAGCAGCCGAGAGUAAUGCCCAGUUUGAAAACAAACUAGAGGCAUUUGCGCAGCAGGAUGAAUUUCAAAAGGUAUUAUACCGAUUACAUAAAGAAGCCAUAGCCGAUUUGGAACGACGUAAACGAGAGCGAAAAGCACGACAAGACGCCAAAACGAAGCCUCAACCGUCACGGUCAGAAAGAAGACCAGUAGAGAAUCAAGAUAACCCCCCGGAACAAAUAGAACCAUUUGCUUUUGAGCGACCGAGUUCUCUAAGCUUAGCGUCGCAGACAGCAUGGCACGCUAAUAUCAACGACGAAGCCAUGUUAAAUUACCCUCAUCAGUGGUUACGGCUCGCCAGCCUUUUCAACGUACAUUCCAGAACGGCCACUCAGCCGAGCUUAAUAAGCGAAGCCACAUUGAAUGUCGCUUUGCAAGAUCGAGGCGUGAAUGCUGAAGAGAAUCGACAACCCUUGGAAAACUAUUUAGAAUUACGAGACGUGCAAAACCGAAAUUAUGCCAAGGAUGCGGUUGCUGAUGGUGUCAAGCAUAUGGAACACAAUAAGAUCAAAGAGGCCAUGGAGUAUUACAAACGCGCCCUUGAUAUGGAUCCGAAAUAUGCGGAAGGGUGGUAUCGAGUAGCGGAAGGACUGCUGCGGCAAAGCCGAGCGGCAGAAGCCACCGAACAUCUCGAGCGCGUGUUGCGUUUGGAUCCAAAUCAUGAAAACGCCAAAGCACUUUUAUGUGCUCUCAAAAAUACCAGCAAGCCGAAAAAAGAAAGAAGAGACAGUUGGGAAAUAUUGGAUGUGCCAACCCAAGAAUUACAAGAGGAUAGUCUCAAGGAAAAGAAGAAACGAUCAAGUCAUUCCAAAAGUGGUGCUGAAAGUGACAGCAAUGAUGACAGUCGGUCCAAAUCUUCCCGCCAUCGAAAAAAGAAAAGGAAAUAUGAAUCUCGAUCACGCUCUCGUUCUCGUUCCCCUUCCCCCCUUCGCUCUCGUUCACGUUCUCGUCACGGUCCUCGCUCUCGCUCACCUAUUCGGUCUCGUUCCCGCUCAUCUUUCCAUUCUUCUAGACGAUCACGGUCACGAUCACCAUCACGCCGCAACACGACACGAGACAAGCGGUCUUCACAUCGACAUGGACGCUCAGACCGUCGAAGACGAGAUCGCCGUGAUAGUCUAUCCGAUCACGGAACUAGUCGAUCAUUAGAAAAGAGAAAUCGUUCCAGUCGAAGAGACGAAGACCGGUCUGACAGAAAGAAAGAUGCUACCUCGCCAGAAAAAGAAACGAGAAAGAAAACGAUCACCGAAAGAGAAAAAGAAAAAGAACAGAAAGAAGUACCACUAAACGUUCCAAAUACGAGCAUGCAAAAAGAUACUUUGCCACAUCCGGUAGAAGAGGUCGACGUCGACGAUCAAGUGCAAAAGUCGCGUGAAGAAAAUGAGCCUAAAGAAGACCGUGAACAAGAUCAAAGACGCCAUCAUCGUCGCAGUGAUGAUCAGGGAUCAAAGAAGCGAUCUGACAGAGACCAUCACGAUCGACGCGAUCAUCGUUCCCAUCGCAGUCGGCGAGAUCAUCGGGAUCGGUCAGAAUCACCAUCCAAGCAUGGCAGCCGUAAAAGCUCCAGCCGUCGAAAUCGCGAUCGUAGCCGCGAUCGUAGUCGCGAACGUAGCAAAGAGCGUGGCCGAGAGCGUGGCCGGGAUAGAAGGCGGGACCAAGAGGAUGAUCGAUCUGCUCGCUCUCGUCACCACCGUGGUCACCGUAGUCGCGACCGUAAAAGCAAACGUCAUCGUCGUUCACAUUCGCGUUCCCGUUCCCGUUCACGCGAAACGCACACUCAUCCAAAUGAAAGCAAAACAGAUGCAACCAAUUCAGCUCCUUGAUGAACAACAGCAAGCACAACAAUCAUUCGAAUACAAAUCAAUCGUUAGACUUUCCACAUUCCUUCAAUACAAAGUAGGCAAGCAAUAAAAAUUAGAUCAUUCCAGAUCAAACAUACCAUAAUAAAGAUACAAUACGGGUGACCCAUUGUUGCCUUGAAGCAC